Messenger RNA from Rhodofomes roseus, 774 nucleotides. RefSeq lists its product as uncharacterized. Bases 1 to 774 code for a protein of 257 amino acids. Lineage: Eukaryota; Fungi; Basidiomycota; Agaricomycetes; Polyporales; Fomitopsidaceae. The transcript has 7 exons. The record is from RefSeq and is a predicted model, not a curated record.
AUGCGGCUCGACAUACGCAUUGCGUUCAUCGCGGCCGCGGUAGCUAGCGCUUUUGCAACUUCGACUACUACUACUACUACUACAUCGACGGUGUCGUCGACGGUCACUGUCACUCCGACUGCCUACAACUACCACUACAGCAACCGUGACCACCACAGCAAUCUCAUCAGUGACUUCGACGGUGACGGUGACUCCGACGCCUACAAACAUCGAGGCCGGAAGCUGGACCAAGCUGAGAUCAACCUGUGGGGAGUGGCACUCAGUACUGAAUCCUCAGAUAUAGUGAAAUCUGGCGAUACGUGUAACACGAUCGAUACAAUAUAUGACAUAGCCUUCACCGACUUUCUACGCUGGAACCCCGAGGUGUCGACGUCUUGCGCCAAUCUGCAACCAGCGGCUGCAUACUGCGUCCAAGCCACCCCAGCUUGCACCAAGACCUAUACUGUCGUCAGACUCGUCAGCGGUGAUACAUGCGGGGGGAUCGAGGAGACAUACGGGCUCACUGAUGCCCAACUACGAUUCCAAACGAUUGCGACGAAGACCUCCUCUCCCGUGAUGGGCGUAGAUAAGAAUAGAGUUCAAUCAAAUGACAAAAGUUCUCCAGCUGCAGCGGCUCCGAUGCCUAGGAUCAGUCACUGCAUGAGAUCAGAAUCUGGCUUCAAGGCCGCGUUCCUGACACCCUUCCUGGCAAGAACAAAAUGCUAUAACGGACGUUCGCCGGCUUUGGUGACCAUCAACAAUGAUGACUUUGGGGCAUGGCAAGUGUGGGAUUAG